Messenger RNA from Entrophospora sp. SA101, 1498 nucleotides. NCBI's taxonomy places the organism in Eukaryota, Fungi, Glomeromycota, Glomeromycetes, Entrophosporales, Entrophosporaceae. The record is from the annotation of a GenBank genome assembly.
CUUACCAGAUCUAGAAGAUGGUCAUAAUGCAAAUUGGUUAUGGGAUGUUUAUGAAGAACAGGGUUUUGUGACUGCUCAUUCUGAUGGUUCUUGUGGUGGUUUUGUCGAACCAUUGGAUUGGGACAUGGGAGAUAUGACUCAUUGGUAUAUUGAAGAGAAAUUGAGGGAUGGGUAUAAGAGAAUUCAACCUGGUUACCAUCAAUUCCCAACUGAUUCAAUAUGUGACAAUUUCAAUCUAAUAAGAGAAACUGAUGAAAAAACUCGAUUCAAUGAAUCUUGUGUAUUCUUAAAUGGAACAAGUGAAAUGACUUGGAUGCAAGGUUAUACCUUUGGCUCUGGUCCUUAUUGUAUGGGGCAUAAAACUAUUUCACAACAUACACUUGAUUGGGUUGAAGAAUUCUUAAAUGUUUACAAAGGUAAAAAACGUUAUGUAUCAGCAACAUUUCUAGACACUCAUAUUGAUGGGCAAUACCAUACAGAAUUUGGUAGUAAUAUUAGAUCAUUAAUUGAGAAAAUGAUUGUUGGCAACAAACAAACUGGUGAAGGUCCACUACUCUCAAAAAAUAGCGCAAUAAUUAUUCAUAGUGAUCAUGGACUCCAUUAUAGUUCAGAGUAUACAUUUUUCGAAGGAUAUUUACAUCAUAAACAACCUACAAUGAUGAUGUUAUUACCAAACCAACUGCUUGAUUCACAUCCCAAUUUUGGUUAUUCUCUCAAAGAAAAUCAAUAUCGCCUUUCAACUCAUAUGGAUUUACAUCAAACAUUAUUACAUUUAGCAUAUGGAGGUGGUGGUGAAAAAUAUAUGCCAAGGGAUUUGAAAUCCACAACUUUAGCUGAUUAUUUAGAAUAUAACAAAUAUAUAAAUAAAUUUUUAUCAAGCUCCACUUUCAGGAAAAUAACAAAUAAUCCUGAUGCUCAUGAUGUUAAGACCAAAGCACAAAUUUAUGGUCAGUCAUUCCUCACCCCAAUGUAUAAAUUGCGCACUUGUGAUACAUUGAAUAUACCACGUGAGUUUUGUCCAUGCAUGGAAUUUCAGCAAAUUGAUUAUCAGAAUGUGGAUCAAAAGAAAUUAGUUGAUAUGGCAAUGUUCAAGGCAACAAUUUACAUCAAUGAAUUCCUAAAGAGCAAUCAGUAUGACAGUGUGUGUCAGUUGUUUAAUUAUGAAAGUGACAAUAACUCAAAUAACACAAUGAAAUUUGAUAGUGGAUUUUAUAAUCCACAUACAUGGGCAGAAUAUGAGUUAUAUCGAAUAACUGUCUCCAUCAAAAAUUUCAAAGCAUUAUUAUCCAUUCAAACCACAAAAAAUAUUUUAUUAUGGUCAGCACCUGAUAGUACUUCGCAGAUUGAAAUUGCCCAAGAAACAAGAUUUGCUGAUGAAUGGGAAAAAUGUCGACCUAGACUAAGAGAAAAAUUGAAUCAAUCUGCUGAUAAAGUUGAGAAUGAAAUAGAAAAAAUUGCAAGACAAUUUUGUUUUUGUUCAAACGAUUUUAACUUAUAG